Molecule: messenger RNA, 946 nt
Organism: Meira miltonrushii
Lineage: Eukaryota; Fungi; Basidiomycota; Exobasidiomycetes; Exobasidiales; Brachybasidiaceae
Exons: 3
Coding region: 1-696 (231 amino acids)
Source: RefSeq, a predicted model, not a curated record
AUGGAGUCCAAAUCAACCAAAUGUUUCCGUGGACGAUUCGAAAAAGUCUUUGCAAGAUUAAGAAAAGCAGUCGAAUACAUCGCUUAUCCCUUUGCCGACACACGCAAGAUCGAAAUUCGAACGUAUCAAUCGAGUAAGCGAAACAUAAUCAGCCGAAAUGGUGCACUUAGGGGUGCCAGUGCCAUUACUCAAGUCUUCCGACACCGUCACAGCAGCAUCAUGUUUACUCAACGGUUCCAAAAUUCAAUUCACAAACAAUUUUCAUGGUCAAGAGGGCAAUACUUGAUCAUCAAUCAGAAUGGCGACAUGAUCAUUCUUGUUGCAUCUUACACGACACUUGCUUUCUCAUCCUCACGCUACCCUUUCUUGGGAUCAAAGAACUCGUUCUUUGCUAUUCUCACUCCUCCUCACACUCAUCCUAUCUUUAUCGGCGAAAAUGAGCUAGACGAAUACGACGAUGAAGACGAUUCAGAAUUUGACAUUCAUGACAUGAUCUAUGGAGGAGAAUUUGGCGAAGAUCAAGGCGAUCGUAGAGCGCGUUCUCCUUCUAACGAGAAUUUUUCUGAUCGUGACGAAGAAAUGAUGGUAGGAGCCGGGCAUUACGAUAAUGACGAGGAAAGCGAAGGGGGAACAGAAAACUCUUAUUCGGAGGAAGAAGGCACUUAUGCGAGCAAUUCGGAUGAUGGAGCUUCAUAAGAUUUUGACGAAGGAUUCGACGAUGGAGACCCAGACGACUUCGAUGAAGAUGGAGCGGAUGAUCUCGAUCUUGAUUGAUUGAUUGAAGGCAUGCACACCUCAAAAAGCGCAAUUUGUAGGUCAGACUGUACCUAUAAUGUCUGUAUCUAGCACACAUCUGUAUCUUUGUAUUGUAUUUCUCAUACGGCUUGAUAACCACACAACUUCUGAAGAAAGGCCACCUUACUGACAUUUGUAUCACCAACAACAC